Anthostomella pinea is the source of this 828-nucleotide messenger RNA. The record is from the annotation of a GenBank genome assembly. Lineage: Eukaryota; Fungi; Ascomycota; Sordariomycetes; Xylariales; Xylariaceae.
AUGUCGAAGAAAGGUACCAAGAGAAAGGCCGACUUCGACUUGAACUCGGACGGUUCCGACGGCCUCUUCGUCAAGGACAGCACCCCCAAGGACAGCACCGCCAAGGGCAAGAAGCCUGCGAGUAACAGUAAGAAGAGGCGACUCUCCCGCCUCGAGGAGUAUGAUGAAGAUAAGGGCCGAGAUGGGAGCCGCGGCUUCCAGAAAUGGGCCAAGAUCUUCAAUGACACCACCGCGACCGAGGUCAAGGCAUCCAAGGCUUUUCUGAAGGACUACAAGGCCAAAGUGAAGAAGCAUGGCGAACAGAUGCGCGACUUCAUACAACAGCAGGAGCAGACACUUACGGAGGUCCGGGAGAGAAACGCCGCUAUCUUCGACAAGCUCUACUCAGCUGCAGUCCCUCACGCUGGAGCCGGCUCCACCGACAAAGAAGGCCACGUCCUGUUCGCAGAGGCCCAGUCCGUCUUUUCGAAGAGCAGUACCCUAGUUCGACAGUUCAAGAAGACCGACGAGAGACUCGAAAAGGACCAGCUUGAACUCCCCGUUGACCAGUGGAAGCAAGACAAGAAGAUCCUUGCGGAGGUAUUGGCUCUUGGCCGUAAGCAAGGAGAGGAGCUCAUCGAGGGCGUACUGGCACCCGAUGCAUACCCGACACCAAAGCAAGACGAAAAACGCAUGAGCGAGGCCGAGCAGAUGGCAUGCGAAAUGUUCAAUGGCAGCCGCAAGGCACUGGAGGGAAGCAACUGGGGUACAGCUGCCGCAGUACAGGUCAAGCUGUACAAGGCCCUGGCGAUGACAGUCUCGCCAUCUAAGGAGCCAGAGCGAUCAUGA